Molecule: messenger RNA, 1993 nt
Organism: Castor canadensis (American beaver)
Lineage: Eukaryota; Metazoa; Chordata; Mammalia; Rodentia; Castoridae
Source: RefSeq, a predicted model, not a curated record
UGAGCCUUUAUAAAUAGGCAAAGAAUGUCAAGGCCUUUAAUGUGUAGUUUAAGAAAUGAGACUAUAAAUUUCUGGAGAUUGGGCAAUUUUCUUUGGGAUUAUUUGAUGUUUUAAGGUUAUUCCUUCAGUAAUCUUUUGCCUCAUCAGUGAGAUUUGCUUCAUUUAUAAAUUUUCUUUCUUACAGAGAAACUGCAUCUCUGAAAAUUUAAGAACAAACUCAUGUAGUAAAAAAUUGAUAAUGAGUGAAUAAUGUUUAAAAUAUUUUGCUGCUUUGUCAAAUAUUGGAUAGUCACUGGAAAUGUCACAUUCAUUGGAGAAAAUUUAUAAGGAUUUUAAAAUAUUUUCUUAGGUAAAAGUGAUACAAAUAAUCCUGGACCUGAAAUUAAUAAGAUUCGAACACCUGAGAAAAAGCCUCCAGAAUCAAAACAGGUUGAUUUGGAAUCAAACCCACAGAACAGAAGUCCUGAAUCACGUCCUGGUGUUGUUUAUCCCAGCACCAAAUUUCCUCGCAAAGAUAAUCUCACCCCAAGACACAUAAAUCUUCCUCUUCCUGCCCCCCAUGCACAGUAUGCGAUCCCUAAUCGCCACUUUCAUCCAAUUCCCCAGCUACCGAGACCACCAUUUCCAAUUCCACAGCAGCAUACCUUAUUAAACCAGCAGCAGAAUAAUGUGCCUGAACAACCAAAUCAGAUGUCACCCCAACCAAAUCAGGUAGUCCAGCAGCAAAGCCAGUUGAAUCCACAGGCUCAGCAGCCACCUCCUCAGCUUUCUCCUGCAUAUCACACGGGACCCAGCAAUGCUUUUUUUAACACUGCAGUUUCUCAUGGGCCACAGUCUCCUCCUGCAGAGCCUGUGAUUUCUGAGCAGCAGCCCCCUCCCAUGCUGCAAGAAGGCCCCAGUCCUCUGAGAGCCAUUGCUCAGCCUGGCCCUCUCCUUCCUUCACACCUCAACAACUUCCUUGAUGAGAACUCCACAGGACUACCUAUAGGAGAGGCUUUAGAUCGUAUACAUGGCAGUGUAGCUCUGGAAACAUUGAGGCAGCAGCAAGUACGGUUACAGCAGUGGAACGAACAUCAUGCCUAUCUCAGCCAGAGCAGUAUUCAGUACGCACACCAUCACCAUCCUCAUCUUCAGCAUCUUCCUCAGCCACCCAUGGGCCUCCAUCAGCCACCAGUGAGAGCAGACUGGAAGCUCACCAGCAGUGCCGAAGACGAAGCAGAAACGACAUUCUCAAGGUUUCAAGACUUAAUUAGAGAGCUGUCUCAUCGUGAUCAAAGUGAAGCACGAGAACUAGCUGAAAUGCCACCACCUCAAUCAAGACUUUUGCAAUAUAGACAAGUUCAGACUAGAAGCCCACCGACAGUACCAUCUCCCCCAUCUACUGCAGACCACAGUAGCCACUUCUCUAACUUGAAUGACAACAGCAGAGACAUUGAAGUAGCCAGCAACUCAGCAUUUCCACAGCGCCUCCCUCCCCAGGUAUUCAGCUCACCUUUCUCCUUGCCAUCCGAACACCUUGCCCCUCCUCACUUGAAAUACCUGGCACCUGAUGGAGCAUGGACUUUUGCUAACUUGCAGCAGAAUCACUUAAUAGGGCCGGGUUUUCCCUAUGGCCUACCUCCAUUGCCUCACAGGCCACCACAGAACCCUUUUGUACAAAUACAGAAUCAUCCACAUGCUAUUGGUCAAGAGCCAUUUCACUCAUUGUCAUCUCGAACAGUAUCUUCUUCUUCGCUCCCUAGCUUAGAAGAGUAUGAACCCCGAGGACCCGGUCGGCCCUUGUACCAAAGACGAAUCUCAUCUAGCUCAGUCCAGCCUUGUUCUGAAGAAUUGAGCACUCCCCAAGACGGCCUGGCUCAGUGUAAAGACCUGCAGGACCAUGGCAACCCACCUUUCAGCUUCUCAUCCCGGAGUCCUGGGUAAACACCACCUCAUCUGCCCCUACCAGAACAUUCCAUGCAAUGGAUCCAGCAGGCCAGCUCAGCCCAGAGAG